UUAUGGAGCUUAUUACAUAAUCACAUUUCUGUCUCAUAGACUCCUCCCACCACACAGAAGCAGAUGUUUUAAAAACAGAUUUUCCAGCCUUCUUUCUCAUCUGUAGCUUUUUGUCGGAAAGAAGUCGCAAUGUUUUUCAUGCUGUUUUCAGCAACCACCUGGACUUUGCUGGUCCUGCUUUUCACGCUGAUAUUACUGUACGGAUUAUGGCCAUAUCGGUUCUUCAAAAAGCUGGGGAUACCUGGACCGAGGCCCCUGCCUUAUAUUGGAACGAUGCUGGGCAUAAGAAAGGGAAUUCUUGGAUUUGACCUAGAGUGUCAUGCCAAGUAUGGUGACAUCUGGGGGUUGUACGAUGGACGAACGCCGUUGUUAAUGGUGGCCGACCCUGAGAUUGUUAAAACCGUGAUGGUGAAGGAGUGCUACUCUGUGUUCACCAACCGCAGG
Molecule: messenger RNA, 444 nt
Organism: Haplochromis burtoni (Burton's mouthbrooder)
Lineage: Eukaryota; Metazoa; Chordata; Actinopteri; Cichliformes; Cichlidae
Product: cytochrome P450 3A40-like
Molecular function (GO): steroid hydroxylase activity; oxidoreductase activity, acting on paired donors, with incorporation or reduction of molecular oxygen, reduced flavin or flavoprotein as one donor, and incorporation of one atom of oxygen; heme binding
Source: RefSeq, a predicted model, not a curated record